Molecule: messenger RNA, 557 nt
Organism: Anopheles funestus (African malaria mosquito)
Lineage: Eukaryota; Metazoa; Arthropoda; Insecta; Diptera; Culicidae
Gene: ND-B14.5A
Product: NADH dehydrogenase [ubiquinone] 1 alpha subcomplex subunit 7
Exons: 4
Coding region: 108-410 (100 amino acids)
Biological process (GO): mitochondrial electron transport, NADH to ubiquinone; ATP synthesis coupled electron transport
Cellular component (GO): mitochondrial inner membrane
Source: RefSeq, a predicted model, not a curated record
ACAGAAUCAAAACAUUGAUUUUCUUCGCACGGGCUAUCGUACACAGCUGGGCGCAACUAGCGAAAGUGCAUUGUUUCAAAAUCUAGCGCGUUUUUACGGCAAGAAACAUGUCUGGGGUCGUGCGCCGUGAUAUUUCGCCAUUGCUGCAAAAGAUGCGCAACUUUCUGCUCGGUCGAGAACACACAAAUGCGCUCCGCUUUGAGGAUGGAAUUGCGGCCAGAACUCAACCGCCACCGAAUCUACCCGAUGGACCCGCGCAUAAGCUGUCUGCAAAUCACUACGUGAUCCGUGAUGCACGUCGCGAAGUAGCUCCACCGAUUGAUUUGUCCACCCAAAAGCUACUGGCGGAAAAGGGAGCGGCCGCAAGACUACCAACACCCGGCAAGUCGUAUGGCUGGGACAAACAUUGAUCGUUUGACUCUGCUGUAGAUGGAACGAUGGAAGUGAGAAACUAGCGAAGUGUUAUUGUGUUUGAUCAAGUGCGAGUGCGAAGAUAUAAAGUUCUGUUUUCUUCGUCCAAUAAAAGAUUGGUGUGUUCGUGCAAUCCAAAUUUCAAA